AUGUCUCCUAUGGAAUCAAUAACGCAAUUGUGUCAAGAAUUGAAUCUUAGCGUUCUAGUUUCGGUUUGCCAGCGUGGCGUUGAAGUGGAAACUAAAACUUUGAGCAGUUUGCUUACAGAGUACAAACAAAGUCAAAAACAAGGAACUCCGGACAGAUAUCAACAUAUAGUGGAAAUGCUCAAAAUUGCCUUAGGUUCAAGUAUGGAUGGUUUAGGUGACGACGAAGUGAGAACCUUGGUUACAAUUGCGAAAAAGUGUGCUGAUAUCCUCGACCUCAAUAAGAAACCAAUAUCUGUGCCUAUGACUCCAAACUUGACAAAAGCGGUGCGGUCAUUAUGCACCACAAUACAUGACUAUUGUAACUCCAAGUGGGAUGGGGGAGUUUU
Lodderomyces theae is the source of this 386-nucleotide messenger RNA. RefSeq lists its product as uncharacterized. The annotation marks the transcript as partial. The transcript has a single exon. Lineage: Eukaryota; Fungi; Ascomycota; Pichiomycetes; Serinales; Debaryomycetaceae. The record is from RefSeq and is a predicted model, not a curated record.